Canariomyces notabilis is the source of this 5415-nucleotide messenger RNA. Its product is annotated as glycoside hydrolase family 18 protein. NCBI's taxonomy places the organism in Eukaryota, Fungi, Ascomycota, Sordariomycetes, Sordariales, Chaetomiaceae. The record is from RefSeq and is a predicted model, not a curated record. Gene Ontology annotation, molecular function: chitin binding. Gene Ontology annotation, biological process: carbohydrate metabolic process. The transcript has 12 exons. Bases 1 to 5415 code for a protein of 1804 amino acids.
AUGUGCAUCAAGCCUCACACCGGACACAGACCGAGAACAUGCGAGGUGAAUCCAAACGGCAAUGCCACGGCCAACCUCGGCGUACGGAUUGGAUACUAUGACGCGUCCGCGGCAAGCCGACAGUGCAACGCCAUGCAGCCAGAGAACCUGGCCGCCGGAGUCCUGACACAUAUCAACGUCGCCUACGAGACCGUCAAUGAGAAUGGCGAGAUCACGGACCAAAACGGCCAGAUAAUGGCGCGUAUAACGAGACUGAGAAGACGCUACAACGGACUGCGCGUCAAUGUUGUCUUGGGCGGCUGGGAAUUCAAUAAUCCGUACUCUGACAACCCGGAAACUAUAGAGAGAUGGGCGAAUGUGGUCUCCUCGGUACCAAACCAGCAGACUUACAUCAACUCGCUAGUGAACUAUAUGCACAAAUAUUCGCUGAAUGGAGUCGAUAUCGAUUGGAGGUAUCCGGCCAAUAUCAAUCGAGGCAGCCCAGAUGCGGACUAUGACAAUUUUGUCGUCUUUGUCGCCAAUAUCCGCGACGCCUUCGACGCGGAGGACGGCGGCUGGCAGGUCACCGUAUCGGUGCCCUAUGACUACCCCAACCUCAAAGGUUUCUCGCUCCAGAACCUCGCUCGGCAGGUUGACUGGUUCAACCUCCAGGCAUACGACAGGUACGACCUGUGGGACCAGGACAUAGCCGGAAACGGAUACAUAAGGCCGCACGCCAACACCACACAUAUUUCGCAGACACUUGAUCUGUUCGAGCGCAACGGCAUUGAACCAAACAUGAUCGUCCUGGGGCUCGGCUUCCACGGCACGACAUACACGCUGAACGAAACGGCAUGCACGAAUCCCGGAUGCCAGUUUGGUGGACCCGGGUUUGAGGAGGUCAUGGACUUGGUUCCGCAACUGGGCACCGAAACCUUUUACGACGAGGAAUCGGCUUCCAAGUAUCUCGUGGCGUCCUUGAGCCAGUGGGUUUCGUACGAGGACGCCGAGUCGUUUGCCGACAAGUCCAACUUCCUCAUGUCUCGAUGUCUCAGGGGCUUUGCCGUCUGGUCUCUUGACCUUGACACGCAGGAUUACCAAGCCUUGACAGCGCUAGUCGGUGAGGAUGCCAUGGUGCACGGCUUUGUCGAGGAUCAGCUCAACCCUGACGAGCGGAGACGGCUUGUCGAUGAUCUGGCUGCAUAUACGGGCCAGAAUUGCUAUGUCACCAUGUCAUGCACUGACGGGAGCAGUGACAGCGGCACUGGCCGAUGCCAGACCGGCUACAUGUCUGUUGCCACCGGCCACUACCCGAAUCAGAUAAGCCCGGCACUCCCCUUGGUUUCGUGUCCAGAAGGCCAGUGGCACCACGUUUGUUGUCCCUCGACAGCCCUUCCACGAAACUGCGAGUGGCGGGGGGCGCCGGAACAGAGCGAAUUUGGCUGUAACCCUGGCUGCGGCGAAACCCAAUACGAACUCACCAGGGAUACCUUCCUGGAUGAUGAGGGCCGCGGGAACUGCUUCUCCGGACACAGAAGUCUCUGCUGCGACAAGGCUGAGAUCCUGCAAAGGGGGUGCUACUGGACGGGCUGCCAAAGCGCAGGGAUCACACAGCCUGAUCCAUGUGGUUCCGGGGAGGUCGGGAUGGCUACAAGGCUGGAUCAAGACAACGGAGACAAAUGCCCUAUAAUCGACUGGACUGACCCGAACGGAGUCGCAGCCAAGGCGACACAGAAUAGGUGGUAUUGCUGUCCAGAACAAGCGAACGUCAGAAACUGCAAAUGGUCUGACGACCCUUCGCGCUUCGGAGGCGAAACUAUGGAUCCCAAUUCUCCAUCAUACGGUGUAGGCGUGUGCUCCAAGCUGGACUGCCCAGCAGAUGAGCUCGUCGAGACAACUGCGCUCUUGCCCGAGCCGUACACUCGUUGGACAGACCCUCUCAUUGGAGAAGGCAGGUCGUGUGCUAACUUUGCCAACUAUCCUGGCGUACUGCCUGAGUUCCACCUCUGCUGUGAGCCCCCCUCCAUCUACACCAGGGAGUGGCCGGUUGUGCCGAGUUACCUGUGGAGCGACGCAUCAGACAAUCCAGACGACCAAGAUGUGACCUGGCAAUGGGCCAACGACUUUGGCAAUAAUAACCACGACAUCACGCCCGACAAUCUUGACGAGAACCCAGGGGCUGACCCGUAUGGCUUCGUCAUGAUGGACGGACCGCCUGGUUCGAUACACAAUGCUUUCCCUGAGACUUUCACUGUUGUGCAAAGUAGCGAGCCAGUCUCGGUUAGGCCCAGAUCGCUGCUUACCACCAACAGAACUGUGCUCGAACAGGUCUGGGAACAUUCUGAGGAGACUAUUCGGGUUUACUGCAACUACCCUGCAGACUCACCCCAAUGCCGCCGUGUUUUCUACAAAGGCACCAAAGACACCAUCAUUAAGUUGCCCCAUCAUGUCGGGCAGGGGCCAUGGGCGAGAAUUGUGUCGAUGGAGCCCGAAAGAGAUUUGGCUAGCGAGGACCUUCCGGGAUGGGUGAGGAGGAAAAGGGAGCUUUCGGGAAAUCGAAAUGGCAUCUACGUGGUCAAGUUCGACUACAACUUCCACCUCAUCGAGAGACAGGAGGAGGAGCCCGUAAAGAUGCGCAUUGAUUUUACAAACCUUGAGGGCUACUGGGACGAGGUCACCAACGGCACCAUGACAAAUAGCACCGCAUCUUCAAGGAAGAAACGUGACUUGGAACAUGGGGUCUCGUUCAGCGAGUGGAAGUCGCGUAUUGAUCUCGCCAAGAGGAAAACCAACAACUUCAAGAGGGAGACAACCGCAAGGACAGCCGACAUGGUUGUCCGCACAAAGGACAAGCGCUGGUUUGGCCCCUUCCGGGAGUGGCUCAACAAGCUCAACACGCUCGAAAGCGAGCAAACUGGCGUCUUGCCCAUGGCGUUCGCCAAGUUCUUCACCCUCUUCAGUGGGCGCAUCUUUUGCCGCAGCGACGCUGGCGUCACCUUUACCGCGGGGUUGGACGUCACGACCGACCUGCAGCUGCAUAUGGACGCCCGAUACUCGUAUUACUUCUCAGGGACGGUUGUGCCGCCUCGCGUGAACGACAUGUAUGCCUUUGCCCGCACGCAGCCCAGAGUCAUGGCCGGCAUCACCAUCGCUGGAGAUGCACAGCUAGGCUACCAGACGGAACCGAGGAAGCUCAUCAGCACACUCACCUACCCUGGGCUCGCUAUCAAGGGUAUCGCUGCCGUGGGUCCCUCACUCGACAUCUGGGGCCAGCUGACAGGAAGUGUGACUGUCUCGGGCUCUAUGCGUGCCGGCGUCACUUACACGUUCCAGCCCAUCGAAAUGUACUUGCCCAACAAUGACGACACGCUCAAUAGGGCAGAGGCGGCCCUUGAAGACAACCAAGUUGACGAGGAGGGACUGGAGCCGACGUUUGAAGCCAAUGUGCAGGCCAGAGUGGACUUCAAUAUCCACGUGUCGCCGGAACUCAACAUGGGUAUCCAAGUUGGAGGAAGAGUAGGGCCGUUCGAUGGCACGUUGGUCGACGCCCACAUCUCCGCCUUUGCGAACACGACCCUCAACUUCAACGCGCGCGCUUCAGCUGGAACCGUCAACAACAGGUAUAACUGGGAAUAUGACUAUGAGAUUGCCUUCUUGUACCGCAUUGGCCUGGCCGCCCUCGCGCAGAUCAGGUUUUACGGGGAAUGGCGGAGUCGGACCUACUUCCCAGUUGACUGGCAGAGGAUCAGGCUCUUCGGGCCGCCCCAGCCCAUUAGGUCGGGGGUACUCUCACCCGAGGUGAGGAGGGGUCUCUCUCGACGAAGCAGCUGGCUCCUGUCCGACUCACCCCUACCCGGCGCUGUCUUCAGCACUCCGCCCGAGCCCAAGUGGCCGCCGCCAGACCUGUACGCGCACAUUGAUACCUUUAGGAGUGGAAUUACAAGCUUCACGGCCCACGGCAAUGUCACUUCUAGCUCCGAGAAUGGGACACUCCACACGCGCCAAGAGGCGAAUGAGCAUCAGGAUGACACCAAAUCGGACAUGGAGUUCCACCUAGGGAACCAGAGGUUCGUUUGUAACCAAGCGCCAGCCAUGUGCGGUGGCUCUGGUCUUGACCAGACAGGCGACCUUGAGGUUGAGGAACGCAGCAUCAGCGCCACCACUCUGGGGCCUCGGGAAAUCGGAUCUUUUGGGGGUAGCCCCAGCAGCAGGAGCUUGGCUUUGAGCCAGCGCGCUCCGUCCACAGACGACUGCGCUGUCUUCCCGCGCCUCUACUACAACUGCCAGUCGGCGUUCAUGGACUGGACGUUCGUUGUGCCCCAGAGCGAAGGCGGCACGGGUGUGUCCAACACGAUGGAGGGUAUCUGCAAGACCCUGGAUCGCCUCAUGCAAAGUUACAGAGUGGUUAAUACUCAGCGCGGAUCCUACAGCCGGACCAGUGCAUUGUGCCAUGGGUCCGGCUGUACGCUUACAUUUGACGCUGACGAGAGAGCUCAAAACCGGCGUCGCAGGCAAGCGUGCCGCGGCCGCGACAGGAGGAGCAAGUGCGCCGCUGACAACGACAACCGUGAGCAAAUCCUGUGGGGCCCGGGCAGCUCAGGUCAGAGGCCGGCCACAGGCCUGACGAGUUGCGACGAAUUCCCGUUUGCCUCGAGCGAAGAGGGGGGGGACAACUACGACGAUGACAAUGGCGACAUGGAGAGCAUCUUUGGCACCAAGACAGUGUGCGUCCCGACAUGGCAGCAGAGUUUGCAGGGGAACUGCAAUGGCCUGCUCAGGAAUCUCGAGACCAACAUCCGCUACUUCAACAAUAGGCAGAGUCGGAGGGAGAUCAACCCAGAUCCGGAUUCAGCUCGUGCCGAGUGGAAAAGUUGGACCGAUCCCGGUUGGGCGAGGGCGGGGUGGCCUGACCCGUUGGAUCAGGCCAGCAAUAACAUGCAACGUACAGCCGAGUACAAAGACGUCUUGCCCAGGCCAGCGGGCUUUACCAAAGCAACCUGGGAGGCAAACCAAAAAAUUGGCUGGUUCCACCGCCGGAACUACACCGUCUACCUCGCAGAAGCGGAUGAUGCAGGCACCCUCGAAUUCCCGGGAGUCAGCGACACAGUAACCGGCAACCUAGCGGAUGGAACGGCAAUCACAAGCAUCAGCGACGUCCUCUGCGCGGUACACACCAUGGGUCAGGCGCGCUACCGUAUCAGUGGGCAAAACGCCUGGUGCAUGACAGGCGGAAGGGAGCCGGGCUAUGCCCAGUAUACCUGGCAGGGCGUGGCGACAAGACCGGUUUAUCGAUCAUGCAUUGUGAGAUUUACGACGACAACCCCUCAAAAGAGGGAUGAGAAGCCCAUAGGGACGUUCGGUGGACAUCCGGUUUACGGGGUUGAACUUAUACCAGAAUCUGAGGGAGGGAGGAUCAUUUAUCCUGAUUCAGACUAG